Tilletiopsis washingtonensis is the source of this 4106-nucleotide messenger RNA. RefSeq names its product TIP120-domain-containing protein. Gene Ontology annotation, biological process: protein ubiquitination; SCF complex assembly. Gene Ontology annotation, cellular component: nucleus. Lineage: Eukaryota; Fungi; Basidiomycota; Exobasidiomycetes; Entylomatales. Bases 233 to 4045 code for a protein of 1270 amino acids. The transcript is spliced from 12 exons. The record is from RefSeq and is a predicted model, not a curated record.
ACCUCCUCCGUGUCCGCUCCGCACCUCGCUCUGCUCCACCUCCGUGCCCGCUCCGCACCUCCUCCUUGCCCGCUCCCAACGCCUGGAGCGCUCGCUCUGCGGCUCACCUUUGUCCACCUCGUGCCCCUUGGCUCUCUGCCUCCGCCUCGCCGCCCACCCUUCCCACCCUCAUUCGCGGUCCAGCGGCGCCGCCGUGCGCUCGCUCGCUCAGCUGCCCGCGCCCAGCCCCAGCAUGUCGUCGCGCAUCAUCGUCGGCGUCUCGGCGCUGCUGGAGAAGAUGCGUUCCAGCGACGCCGACUUCCGGUACAUGGCGCUCAACGAUCUCAUGAGCGAGCUGCGCAAAGACGUCUCGGCCGCACCGCUCGAUGCUCAGCUCGAGACGCAAGUGGUGGCGCGCGUGCUCGACACGCUGCGCGACAAGAAUGGCGAGGUGAAGAACAUGGCUGUGCGCUGUCUGGGCAUUCUGGUCGCGAGAAUCAGACCGGCGCAGAUGCAGACGAUCGUCGAUCGCCUCACGGAGUUCAUCUCGUCCAAGGAGGAGGAGCAGCGCGACAUUGCUUCGCUCGGCCUCAAGACGGUGCUGGCGGAACUGCCGCUCGAGUCGGACAUCUCGACGAUGGCGGGUGCCAAGCUGGCGCCCAAGUUGCUGGCGCAGAUCGGCGAGGCUUCCUCAUCACAAGAGCUGCUCAUCGACAGUCUCGAUCUCCUGGCCGAUCUCUACUCUCGCUUCCCCUCCAUUCCCUCCUCCGACAAGGGCUUGCAGCGCGCCUCUCUCGAGGCUCUUCUCGCCUCGUUGCCCCACGAUCGCGCCGCCGUUCGCAAGCGUGCCGUGCUUGCCCUCGGCGCGUUGGCCGCCUCCAGCACGUCCGAGAUCUUCACGGCCCUUGCCUCGGCCAUCAUCACCGCGCUCGAUGCCGCGAGCGGCGCGGCGGGAGCGAAGGAGCAGGAAAAGGCCAGGACGAUGGUGCAGCUCGUGGCGACGCUCGCGAGGACUUGUGCGGCGAGGAUUGGCAGACGAUUGCCGGAGCUGAUGCCGCGCAUCCUGGCGGCCGUGCAGAGCGAGGACGACGAGCUGCGCGAGGCUACACUGCAGGCGAUGGAGGCGAUUCUCUUGCGCUGCCCCGCCGACGUCACGCCGUUCGUGAUUCAGAUCGUCGAUGAGGCGGUCAAGCUGCUGCGCCACGACCCAAACUAUGCAGGCGGCGACGACUCGGAUGACGAGAUGGCGGACGAGGAGGAUGAGGAUGACGAGGAGAUGCUCGAUGAGGCUGACUACUCGGACGACGACGACCUCUCCUGGAAGGUGCGCCGCGCCGCCGCCAAGGUCAUUGCCGCGGCCGUGACGACGCGGCACGAGCAGCUGCUGGCCUUUGUGCAGAGCGUCGCGCCGGAGCUCGUCUCGCGCUUCUCGGAGCGAGAGGAGAGCGUGCGCAUCGAGGUGCUGCAGACGUUCCUGGCGCUGCUGCGCCAGCUGCAGCUGCAUGCUGGCACGCCGCAGCUGACCGACGUCAUUGGCGCCAGUCCGGGAGCGCUCAAGCGGAAGAGAGAUGCGAUGGAGACGAGCGAGGGCGACGCGAGCCCACGCGCCCGUCUCGCGCAGCUGGUGCCCAGCAUUGCCAAGGCUCUGUCGCGCGAGAUGCUCAGCAAGUCGAUGGCGACGCGCUUUGCCAGCUACACGGUGCUGCGCGAGCUCGUGUUGGUGCUGCACGGCGGCCUCGAUGCGCACAUCGGGCUGCUCGUCGGCCCGACGGACAAGGCGCUGCGCGGAGUCGAUGCCGGCGCCAGUGCCUCUGGAGCCAAUCUGCGCGGCGAGGUGCUGCUCUUCCUGCGCGUCCUCUUCCAGUUUCACGCACCGCAGGCCUUCGAGGCACACCUGGCGCAGCUCGUGGCCGUCAUCGUCGCGGCGAUCGACGACAAGCUGCACCGCGAUGCCGUCGAGGCGUUUGCCGUGUGCAGCCAGCUCGUCGCCGUGCUGCGCCCGCUAUCCGGCAGUGGCAGCCCGGCAGGCUCGGCGUACAAGGCGCACGUGGAGCACAUCUAUCGCGCCGUGCUUGCGCGCCUGCGGCGCCCCGACUCGGACCAAGAGAUCAAGGACCGCGGCAUUGCGACGCUCGGCGUGCUGCUUGCACAUGCCGGCGACGACCUGGCCGCGCACUUUGACGAGUGUCUGCCGGAGCUGCUGGAGCGUCUGCGCAACGAGGUGACGCGCUUCGCCACCGUCAAGGUCGUCGGCCGGGUGGCGGCCAGUCGCGUCUGCCAAGGCGCCGCCUUUGAGGCCUUUGUGCGCGACUGCAUCGCCGAGGUCAGCACGCUGCUGCGCAAGAGCAGCCGGCCGCUCAAGCUGGCGGCGUUUGAGACGCUCGAUGCGCUCCUGCGGCGCGCAGGCGGCAGCGGCCUCGACGACGCGCUCUGCGCACAGAUCUUUGCUGAGAUCGAGCCGCUCAUGGGCGCCGAGGGCGAUGUCAACCUGCUGCCCAUGGCGCUGCACGCCGUCUCCCUCCUGCUCGAGCUCCACACCGCCACGGCCGCACCCACAACGCAGAGCCGCCUCGUGCCGCACCUGCUGCUGCUGCUGCACUCGCCGCUCAUGCAGGGUGCCGCCCUCGACGCCGUCACGAUGCUCUUCAAGACGCUGGCGCGCGUGCAGCCCGCCGCGGCGCCCGGCUGCAUCGAGGCGCUGAUGAGCACGCUCAAGGCGGCAUCGGGCAAGGGCAGCGCCACGCCUGCUUCGGCUCAGACGCACGCCACCGUGGCGCGCUGCAUCGGAGCCGUGCUCGUCUCGACGCCCCAACAGGCCGAGGCUGUAGUGACGGGCGCACUCAGGACGCUGGAGCGCGGCGAGGCAAAGUCGAGCGAGGUGCACAUCUACUUCAACCUCCUGCUGCUCGGCGAGAUCGGCCGCUUUGAAGACCUGGCAGCACGCAGCGGCGUGCUCGACGGCGUCGUGGCCUUCUACGCCGCAGACUCCGAGCAGAUCAGGAGUGCGGCGGCGUUUGCGCUCGGCAACAUGGCCGUGGGCAGUCUGGCCGUCGUGCUGCCGCUGCUGGAGCAGCACAUUGCCACGGACGACGCCAAGCGCCGCCUGCUGUCGCUGCAUGCGCUCAAGGAGCUCAUCAGCCAUGCCUCGCCCGCGGCGCUGGCGUCGAUUGCGCAGCGCCUCUGGACGCCCCUCUUUGAGCACUGCGAGACGGCCGAGGAGGCCACGCGCACCAUUGGUGCCGAGUGUCUGGCGCGCCUCACGCUCAACGAUCCAAAGACGAACCUGCCGCAGCUCAAGACUCGCCUGCACUCGCCCAGCGCCGCCACGCGCGCCGCCGUCAUCUCGGCCGUGCGCUUCACGCUGACCGAGAGCCGCGCCUCGUACGACGAGCUGCUGGCGCCCGAGAUGCUCGACUUUCUCUCGCUGCUGCAGGACGCGGCGCUCGAGGUGCGCCGGCACGCCGUCUUUGCCCUCAAUGCCGCCGCACACAACAAGCCGCACCUCAUCAGCGACCAGCUCGUCAUUCUGCUGCCGCUCCUCUACCAGGAGACGCAUCCGCGCCCCGAGCUGCUGCGCAAGGUCACCAUGGGCCCCUUUACCGUCACGUCGGACGACGGCCUGGAUCUGCGCAAGACGGCCUACGAGACGAUGCUCACGCUCCUCGACACGAGCCUGAGCAAGAUCGACCUCAACACCUACAUGGUGCGCGUCGUCGCCGGCCUGAGCGACGAGGACGGCAUCAAGGUGCUGUGCUACCUGAUCCUCGUGCGCCUGGCCGACGUGGCGCCGCUGCAAGUUGCGCCUCAUCUCGACAGCAUUGCGCCGCCGAUUCUCAGCACGCUCAAGCUCAAGCCCAAGGACGCCGCGUCGAAGCAGGACAUUGAGCGUGCCGCCGAGCUGCAGCGCAGCAUCUUCCGCGCCCUGGCGCAGCUCGACGGCGCCGUGCCCCACGCGCGCGCCGCGCCCAAGUUUGCCGCGCUCCUCGCCGAGGCAAAGGCGGUGCCGGGCGGCGCGUAUGCGGCGGCCAGUGCCGCGGCAGCGAGCGCGGCGGGUCGCAGGGCCUAGACGCAGACGCUGGCAGCGCCACCUCACCCGAGCCUCUGCGCAGCGCUCUUUCUCCGCUGCC